This is a messenger RNA of Phymastichus coffea, 975 nucleotides long. It is a transcript of the gene Theg, whose product is annotated as testicular haploid expressed gene protein-like. The coding region runs from base 1 to 975 and encodes 324 amino acids. The transcript has 7 exons. Lineage: Eukaryota; Metazoa; Arthropoda; Insecta; Hymenoptera; Eulophidae. The record is from RefSeq and is a predicted model, not a curated record.
AUGGCGUCGAAAAGGAUUAAGUACGCGCGGGCGCAUCUCUCGCGGCGGAGGCACAUCGCGCUACUUGCCAGGCCUCACUGGAGGCGCACCGCCCCUGACUUCAACAGCAUCCCGCGGCCGUUCACGGUGUCUCGGGCGGCGCUCAGGGCCCGAACGAGCAAGCGCAUCAAGAUGAUGGCUCGACCAAAGCACCAACCCAAGAGCAACCAGUCGCGGGUGUUGCUGCAAUAUUCGCGAGAACGUCGUGAGCCGAGCAGGUGGCUCUUUGAUCUGGCGUUACCGAAAAAGAGACUGCUCGUGAGUGCUCGGCGUUACCUUCUGGCUCAAGGCAACCGUGCGAUGUUGGCCAACAUCAGUGCCCAGCUGCGUGGGCUUAGCAAGUCUCGCUAUCAAAGCUAUCGAAUUAUCUGCAAUGCUCUACGCCAACGUGCAGCUGCUCGACAGGAGAAAAUUAGAAAAAAAUUACGGCGCUGCCUUUGCAAGCCAAGCGAUUGGGAAAGACACAAUAAGUUUCUUGAGGUAUUCGCAAGGCCUAAAAGCUAUGCAAAACCAGCCAAACGAAGCCCUGGGCGCCGGGGCAAAGGUAAGAAGAAGAAGCAAUUGCCCGAUCCGGCACGGAUGAAUCUUCUCGCACAGCCAGCGCGCAAAAAAACGACAGAGAUAAGAGAUCCAUUUCGAGUGCGAGCCACAGCUCUUAAGUACGAGAUCACUGAUCGAACCCGUGAACUUGCCCAACAUCGCGUGCGUCAGGAUCAGGAGCCUAUAAGGGAGCUUGGAACUGUAGCACUUGAAGCACUUCAGGCUCAUGCAAAUAGCCGUAUACUGGAGUUGGCGAAGCCAAUGGUGCGCGAGCCAGGCGCAGAAACGGACCUCAGAGAAGACGCGUUUUCAGUGUCGCCAAUGGCCCUCAAAGCCGUAUGCCGACCUCGAGUCAAAGUCCUCGCUCAGCCGAAAAAACGUCGUGCUAAAGCCUAA